UCCGAUCGUUCGCUCUCGUUUCCAAGACUCCAACCAUGGCUCUCUUUGUCUGCCCUCGAUUUUUCGAGGCCUCAAAUCUCUGGCAUGAAAGCCUAAACCUGGACUGAUCGCCAGGAUGAAGUUUUCAGCCAUCGCUGUGGUCACCGCCACCAUCCUCGUCACUGCCGUAGCAGCUGAGAGCGAAGGUGACGGUUGCCCUCUUUACUCCUACGGCUGCAAGCACUUCAACGAAAAGGCGGGCUGCGGAAACGUCAAGUUCAACGAGAAAAAGGAGUGCCACAUCGUUCACAACGAGAACCGCCGCGACCUCAUCGGCGCCGCCUGGUGCCAGGUGCAGUGCGCCAAGACCAAGCCCACCUACGUCCGCGUCUACGAACCCGAUUCGGAGGGAUACCCGGCCAUUUACACCCCGAUCUACGACAUCACCACCAUCUCCAAGAAGAAAAAGUGCUCGGCCUUCAUCUCCGCGUGCCAGAAGGCCUGCCCGAACUACAAGACGAAGCUCGUCUCUGUGUGUGACGACAAACUUGCUCUUGCGCGUUGCUCCUGCGACAUCGACAAAGAUGCAUACAAGUGGAGGCCCUUCCCGGCCGGCAAGUACCCCGAGGUCCCUGAAAUCCACAUCGACUACUAGAUAUAGGGUUCGCCCUGGUGUGACUUUAGUGUUGCGUGGUAGUUUGCUUCCGGAUCGUCGUGCUUGCGCCUAGAAGCGAUAUUGAGAAACGUACACAAAUUGCUUUCAGGGGGUUACCAACGCAUCUCUUCUCUCUCUUCGUUCAUCUUCGGAAGAUGCCUUUGUGGAGGAGGCUCAUCCCCGGUGCGUCUGUGUGUGUAGGAGGCCCGUAAACAUAAAAUACUGUAUAAACCACUUUCCUGCGUCUUCCGUGAAGGCUACG
This is a messenger RNA of Fimicolochytrium jonesii, 896 nucleotides long. RefSeq lists its product as uncharacterized. The coding region runs from base 116 to 634 and encodes 172 amino acids. The record is from RefSeq and is a predicted model, not a curated record. The transcript is spliced from 4 exons. NCBI's taxonomy places the organism in Eukaryota, Fungi, Chytridiomycota, Chytridiomycetes, Spizellomycetales, Powellomycetaceae.